AUGCUGCCUAUGGCAAGACCCGCCAUGUCUGGCACCCUGUGUGCGCGUCCUCGACUGGCUCUCCUUCCUCGUGCCCAGCCCAUUGCCGCCCUCUCGACCUCGACCGUGAAAUCAGCGACCGCUCUUGAACGCCAGUCACCUUCGGGACAGUCACUCACUGCGUCGGGUAAGAUCCGGAAGGAAGUGGCACUUCCCAGUCAAGAGAAGAAGGAGGGUGCUAUGCAAUAUGUCUUGACUACCCUUGACCAGGUCGCGAAUUGGGCCCGCCAGAGCUCUCUAUGGCCCAUGACCUUCGGUCUUGCGUGCUGCGCCGUCGAGAUGAUGCAUCUUUCCACUCCCCGAUAUGAUCAGGAUCGUCUGGGAAUCAUUUUCCGUGCCUCGCCACGACAGUCCGAUGUGAUGAUUGUGGCGGGUACAUUGACAAACAAGAUGGCCCCCGCACUCCGCCAGGUUUAUGAUCAGAUGCCCGAUCCUCGGUGGGUUGUCAGUAUGGGCAGUUGCGCAAACGGUGGCGGCUACUAUCACUACAGCUACUCGGUUGUCCGUGGCUGUGAUCGCAUUGUUCCCGUGGAUGUCUAUGUUCCUGGAUGCCCGCCUACCUCCGAGGCACUGAUGUAUGGUAUCUUCCAGCUCCAAAAGAAGAUGAGACACACUAGGAUCACGCGCAUGUGGUACCGGCGUUGA
Molecule: messenger RNA, 684 nt
Organism: Penicillium cinerascens
Lineage: Eukaryota; Fungi; Ascomycota; Eurotiomycetes; Eurotiales; Aspergillaceae
Product: NuoB/complex I 20 kDa subunit family protein
Exons: 4
Coding region: 1-684 (227 amino acids)
Biological process (GO): mitochondrial respiratory chain complex I assembly; aerobic respiration; electron transport coupled proton transport
Molecular function (GO): quinone binding; NADH dehydrogenase (ubiquinone) activity; 4 iron, 4 sulfur cluster binding
Source: RefSeq, a predicted model, not a curated record